AUGAUGUUUGGCACUUUCAGCAGGAAGGUCAAGAUGCUAAGUCAAAAAAGCAGAGAAAGAGAAAUCGAGAAGUUAUUUCACACCAUGACGAUGAAGACCGUAGAGCUUCCCUCAGACGAGAGAAAAGGAGAAGGAAAAGGCCAAGACGAAGAAGAAACUGACUUUGGUAACACGUUAGAAGGAGUAACAAGUAUACGUGACGAGACACUUGAAGUGGAAAAGACGCAAGACGAACCUACUAUACGUGGAAUCAAAUAA
Cylicostephanus goldi is the source of this 258-nucleotide messenger RNA. The record is from the annotation of a GenBank genome assembly. Lineage: Eukaryota; Metazoa; Nematoda; Chromadorea; Rhabditida; Strongylidae.